GGAGAGCAGAAAGUGACAAAUAUAAACAGUAGGACGACUGUGUUGAAGGAAAUUACCUCCCAGAACCAUUGGCAUUCGGCCAACUCUGAGACAUUCAUCCAUUUUCUCCUUAGCAUGACUCAAGGGUAAGCAUGGAGGUGGAAGGAAGAAACAGUGAGAAAUAGCAAGUCGACCAAAGACAGAGAGAGCAAGAGCGAGACAAGAGAAUGAGACAGACAGCGUCAGAGCGAGAGACGGAGCGAACCUGAGAGAGCAAGACAGAGAACCUGAGAGAGUGAAAGACCGACAGAGCGUGAGACAGAGAGAGGACAUCUGAACGUUUUCAACCUGUGAUAACGUAGAAACUGGUAUGUUCUAGGGAGUACACAAACCAAAAGACACCGGCGCCUGGACUACAAGUCAGAGAACCAACUCUUCACCUAACAUCCCCUUUACUGUGGUGGUACAACCUUUGCUUGGAUUACUGCCCGGAACAAGCUCGAGGCGACCUGUUCAGUUUUGGAGCGGCGGGGCUUUGUCGAUUGUGACGUGGCCCUUUUGGUUUGUACGCGGAGUCUGAGGAUGAGCUACCGCCCUGUGUGCUGGCUCUGAGCUGCCCUCCACUGCCCUCCCCCGUGCCUGUGGGACCCUGUGAUCAUGCUGGCCAAGCCCCCUGAGCCAGCCAGAGCAGAACCACGACCCGUGCCCAGGUCAGCCAUCCCUUCCACAGCAGGAUGUCCCAGCCAGAUGCGGUCCCGCUGGGGACCAACGGCUCGGGGGCCGGGGAGGUGGCCGGGGCUCAGCUGCACUGGGCUGCUCUGCUCAUCAUCAUGGUUAUCAUCCCCACCAUCGGGGGCAACAUCCUGGUCAUCUUGGCUGUGUCGCUGGAAAGGAAGCUGCAGAACGCCACCAACUACUUCCUGAUGUCCCUGGCAGUGGCCGACCUGCUGGUGGGACUCCUGGUGAUGCCCAUCGCCCUCAUCACUGUGCUAUACAAUUCCGGGUGGCCUCUUCCGGAGUUCCUCUGCCCAAUCUGGCUCUUCCUGGACGUCCUGUUCUCCACAGCAUCCAUCAUGCACCUGUGUGCCAUCUCACUGGACCGCUACAUAGCCAUCAAGAAACCCAUUCAGCACAGCCAGUAUAAGUCCAGGUCCAAAGCCAUGGCCAAGAUAGCAGUGGUGUGGCUCAUAUCCAUUGGUAUCGCAAUCCCCAUUCCCAUCAAGGGGCUGAGAAACUACCAUCUUCCAAACAAUGUCACCUUUAACAGCAACCACACCUGCCUACUGAAACCAGACAGCUUCCGAGAGUUCAUCAUGUAUGGCUCCAUGACAGCUUUUUUCAUCCCUUUAACCAUCAUGAUGGUCAUCUACCUGCUCACCAUUCAGGUGCUGCGCAAGAAAGCUUUUCUGCUCAGGUCAAAGGUCACCCAGCGCUUCACUCGCCCAACAGUCUCCACAGUCUUCCAGAGGGAGCAGUCCAUGGCCUCUCCCACAACUGAGAAACUGCCAGGAAAUCCCACCGCUCCUACCAUGACAAAUGAAGAUAUCCCCACCCGUCGCAUGUCCACCAUGGGCAAGAAGUCCAUGCAAAACCUGACCAAUGAGCAGCGUGCCUCUAAGGUGCUGGGCAUCGUCUUCCUGCUGUUUGUGGUCAUGUGGUGCCCAUUCUUUAUCACUAACAUCACCUCUGUGCUUUGUGCGAGCUGCAACGUCUAUGUGAUCGGCCGUCUGAUGGAGAUCUUUGUGUGGGUGGGCUACGUGUCAUCUGGUAUCAACCCGCUGGUCUACACCCUCUUCAACAAGACUUUCCGCCAGGCCUUCACACGCUACAUCACCUUUAACUACAGCAGCAUCAGUAAUGGGCCAGCCAGCCAUACAAGGGAACAGCAUGGCUGCAGGAAUCUAACAAGGAUCUCCUUCCGUUCAUCUGUGGCAGAGAACUCUAAGCUGUUCAUGAAGCGGGGAAUGAAAAACGGCAUCGGGCCAGUGUGCUAUCAGAGUCAACUGAGCCGAAGGCAAGCACCAAUACAGUCCUCUGGCAGCGUUCUACUGGACACUCUGCUCCUUACCGAGAAUGAGGAUUGCAAAUCCGAAGAGCAUGUCAGUUACUUGUAGGCCUUUCGGAAAAUACAGUCAGCAAAAGGGAAACAAUUAGAACCAGAAAGUCAGAUGUAAGAGGCACCCAAGGCUUGAGUUGUGAGCUCCCCAGGGGAUUACCUUCCAUGAGCAUCACAUGGAUUAUUUUCUAGUCAAGAAAACAGUGUGCUCUCAGGGGGAAAACAAAAAGAUGUAGAUUUCUGUCAAACAAAUAAGAGGCCCUCUGUACAGAGAUAGCUGAACAGUAUGCAUAAAAUGAGACAACAGGUGUGUUGAGGUGGUUGCCCUCAAUAAAAGAUAAGCUGACAAGGGUCAGGUCGGACUGUUCUUAAGAAACCCGCCAGACAGAUAAAUACAUAAGGAAUGAAGACAUAUGACUGUCUGGAAACUCUCUCAGUGGAUACAAUGUAUAUUCCAAUGCUAAUCCUGUCACCUUGGGCUAUUUAGUUCUCUGCUAUGGACAAUUUCCAUUGAGGAGAUGGCAUUUUUACCUAUUGAGAGGACAAACACUUCACCUUCACACAAAAUAGUUUAUAAAUACCACCCAUUUUAAUUGCAAUUUUUGGUAAGUGCUUUUAUGAAUAUUAACAGAUUUAUUGUAUAGUCACAGGUCCUAUUUUCCCAAACUGUUAUAGCAUCCAAAAUGGAUUCAUAUAUAUAAAAUGCAACAAAGACAAAACCUUUGCAAAUGAGAAGCUUGUAAAAUACAAAUGUAUAGCCUACAGAUAGAUAUGUAUUUAGCAUAAAAUUCCUGGUUCAUAAAUUGAUAAAAGUGCUUUGCUAAAA
This is a messenger RNA of Oncorhynchus masou masou (cherry salmon), 2861 nucleotides long. RefSeq names its product 5-hydroxytryptamine receptor 2B-like. The record is from RefSeq and is a predicted model, not a curated record. Gene Ontology annotation, cellular component: plasma membrane; dendrite. Gene Ontology annotation, biological process: regulation of behavior; G protein-coupled receptor signaling pathway, coupled to cyclic nucleotide second messenger; smooth muscle contraction. NCBI's taxonomy places the organism in Eukaryota, Metazoa, Chordata, Actinopteri, Salmoniformes, Salmonidae. The transcript has 4 exons. Bases 714 to 2093 code for a protein of 459 amino acids. Gene Ontology annotation, molecular function: G protein-coupled serotonin receptor activity; neurotransmitter receptor activity.